Messenger RNA from Linum trigynum, 2184 nucleotides. The record is from the annotation of a GenBank genome assembly. NCBI's taxonomy places the organism in Eukaryota, Viridiplantae, Streptophyta, Magnoliopsida, Malpighiales, Linaceae.
AUCUUUGUAGGCGUUUCGCGUAUUUGGCCGGUAAAAAACCGAGCAAAACCAAGUGGCCGUUGAAGUCGACCGCCACGUCACAGGCAGGCAGCUGGUGAAAAAGAGAAAUCAGUUGAUGGCGGAAAUUCAAAAUACCCCCAUGCUCACUCUCCCUCUCUGCAUCUUUCAUUUCCGAUCACCCGAUUUCACAAAGGGGAGCUCACUUCUCACUCACAGUCUCUUCUUUAUCAUCCUCGCUCGGCCUGCCGGUUCGCAAUUCCGAUAGCUCGGAUCUUCCGAAACUUCUUUCCGACUUCGGUAACCAGCGCAUGCUCAACGGCUCGCCGCCGGCACUCGUCUCUUAUUGACUAGGUGAGAGGAAGAGGGAGAAGGUGAUCGGACUUUUCAUUUCUUGAGUUUCGGAUUUUUUGGAUGGACUAAGUUGGGAGACUGAUUUGUUUUGGUGGGAACAGUAGUGAAGGAUUUUGUGGAUCAUGGAUUCAUCUUCGUCGGACCCGGGGAUGAAGCCGGAGGUAGGAGGAGCUGGGAGCAGCAGUGGCGGAGGAGAGAGUUCGGAGGCGGCGGCCGUGGUUACUAACGAUCAGAUGUUGCUGUACAGAGGGUUGAAGAAAGCGAAGAAGGACAGGGGAUGUACUGCGAAAGAACGAAUUAGCAAGAUGCCUCCUUGUACUGCUGGGAAACGCAGCUCCAUUUACCGCGGGGUUACUAGGCAUAGAUGGACAGGUCGCUAUGAAGCUCACCUUUGGGAUAAAAGUACAUGGAACCAGAACCAGAAUAAGAAGGGAAAGCAAGUUUACUUGGGGGCAUAUGAUGACGAGGAGGCUGCAGCUAGAGCAUAUGACCUUGCUGCCUUGAAAUAUUGGGGGCCUGGCACACUCAUUAAUUUUCCCGUUUCAGAUUAUACUAGAGAUCUUGAAGAAAUGCAGAAUGUCUCCCGCGAGGAAUACCUGGCCUCUCUUCGGAGAAAGAGUAGUGGGUUUUCAAGAGGUAUCUCUAAGUACCGUGGGCUUUCCAGUAAUCGGUGGGACUUGUCAAUUGGACGUAUGGCUGGACCUGGGCACUUCAGUAAUGUGAACUAUGGUGAUGAUCCUGAAAAUGAGUAUAUUGGCAGUUUUUGCAUGGAUAGAAAGAUUGAUCUAACAUCUUACAUCAAAUGGUGGGCUCCCAGUAGAAUACGUCAAGUAGACUCCAUCUCCAGAUCAUCUGAGGACCCCAUGCAUAGCUCUUCAGACGAUGUUGCCCGAGAACUCAGAACCUUGGAGUGGGCAGUACAGCCUACUGAACCAUUCCAGAUGCCCCAGCUAGGGGUUUCUUCUGAACCAAAGAAACGUAAAGUUUCGGCCUUGAGCAUUCUCUCACAGUCUGCUGCUUACAAAAACUUGCAAGACAAAGCAUCCCAAAGGACGGAAAAUAAUGACGUGAAUGAAAAUAAGACGAUGAUUAACAAGAUGGAUUAUGGCAAAGCUGCUGUUGAUGACAAGUCGACUAUGAGUCAUGGUAAUAGUAGCAGCGAUAGUAGAGCUGGAGCUGGACUAGGAAUGAGUCCAGCAGCAUUGUCUCUCCACGGGAACAUGUACCCGUUAACUUCAUUCCUGUCUGGUCAGCUUGUAAACAACUACAAUGGUGGCGUUGACCCUUUGGAAGACCCUCUACUUUGGACAUCACUGGUUCCUGUUCUUCCUCCUGGAAUAUCCAGAAACCCUGAGGUUACGAAGACUGAAGCAAGCUCAACCUAUACGUUGUUCCAGCCAGAGGACUGAUGACUCCGCCACAUCUUACAGUAAUCUGGCCUAUGAAAAUUUCCAUGAUUAGAACUAAUCUCAGUUUCUAACAGAACCCUUUGUGUCAAUCUUGACAGUAAUGUGUAAUAUAUUAAGUUAAAGACCUUCUCUGUGUUAUUCUCUUUGAAUUAGACAAAAUUUCAGUCGAUGUUUACUGUAAAGUAGUUCUAUGUAAUGGUCGGUUAAGAUAGAAGCAUCUUUUGAUACCUCAAUCCAAUUUGUUGGUAAUUUAAAUAUGGGCUUGAAAUUUCUUCCUCGUUUUGUUUGGCGAAACAUGGAAAGCCCAAUGCUAAGAGGCCCUGUUCUGGCCAAGUUUGAAUGAACUCCUUUUGGCAUCCAAGGAUACGGAAGUGAUGGAAUAUCGAUUUUAGCAUUGAAGGACGAAUAAUUCAGUAUAGAAUUA